Molecule: messenger RNA, 1016 nt
Organism: Rosa chinensis
Lineage: Eukaryota; Viridiplantae; Streptophyta; Magnoliopsida; Rosales; Rosaceae
Product: protein C2-DOMAIN ABA-RELATED 4
Exons: 4
Coding region: 191-751 (186 amino acids)
Source: RefSeq, a predicted model, not a curated record
CCACAAACAAACACAGUAAAAAAAGAGAAGAAAAAUCAGUCCCUUAAUUCCCUCCCCCUGGAAAAUACCAAACACAAAAAAACAAGAGGAAAAUCAAAUCAAGGUGUUUCCUAGUACUAUCUUCGGUGGGCCCAGUCUCAUAAGUUUAUUAGGGUGUGUAUAAAGGAGGGGAGAGGGAGAUCAAAGGAAAAUGGCAGACUCACCUGGUGGUGGUAAGCACCAAGGAGGGUCAAAGUCGGCAGCGUCUCUCAUGGAGAAUUUGCUCGGUCUUCUCCGCAUCCGCGUCAAGCGCGGCGUUAACCUCGCCGUCCGUGACGUCCGUAGCAGCGAUCCCUACAUCGUCAUCAAGAUGGGUAAACAGAAACUGAAGACUCGUGUGAUUAAAAAGGAUGUUAAUCCGGAGUGGAAUGAAGAUCUUACUCUUUCUGUUACGGACCCUUCUAUUCCAGUCAAGCUGACUGUGUAUGAUCAUGAUACAUUCAGCAAGGACGACAAAAUGGGAGAUGCAGAGUUCGGCAUAGUACCUUAUAUUGAGGCAUUGAAGAUGGACUAUGAAGGAAUCCCGAGCGGAACGAUUAUCACAAGAGUACAACCCUGCAGGCAAAACUGCCUAUCUGAAGAGAGCAGCAUCCGCUGGAGCGAAGGUAAGGUCGUCCAAGAUCUCUGCCUCAGACUGAAAAAUGUGGAAUGCGGUGAAGUUGAAAUCCAGUUGCAAUGGAUCGAUCUUCCUGGUUCCAAGGGCUUAUCAUGAAUGGCCUCUCUGUAUGUAUGUUUUCUGUCUUAUAUAUUAUAUUGGCUGCUUGCAACCUUCUACCACCUGAAACUGAAAUCAACAUGGACUGGUUUUCGUUCAUGGCUGGGUUGGUUUGUUCAUAUAUAUGUAUAACAGAACCAACAAUGUAUGUACUUUUAUUCGACUACUGGUUGGUUUUAAGCUUGUAGCUCAUUAAAUAGGUUGAACAAUUUGGGGCUCUUGUCAUCAUAAAAACUGAGUAAGUUGCAUGUACCCAUUUUCA